Cryptococcus deneoformans JEC21 is the source of this 1218-nucleotide messenger RNA. RefSeq lists its product as hypothetical. Gene Ontology annotation, biological process: maturation of SSU-rRNA from tricistronic rRNA transcript (SSU-rRNA, 5.8S rRNA, LSU-rRNA). The record is from RefSeq and is a predicted model, not a curated record. Lineage: Eukaryota; Fungi; Basidiomycota; Tremellomycetes; Tremellales; Cryptococcaceae. Gene Ontology annotation, cellular component: 90S preribosome; nucleolus; preribosome, small subunit precursor. Bases 155 to 790 code for a protein of 211 amino acids. The transcript is spliced from 5 exons.
UAAUUUCUCAGCGUACACUGCACCUCGGCACGCACGCAGCAUCGCGCAAAUCUUCGACGAACUUAUAGCUUAUUAUUAUCACUGCCUUCAUUGAAAGGACUUGUUUUGAAGCAUAUACUUCUAUAAAUUGCAACGCGCACCGUCAUUUUUCCCCAUGCCACGGAUCGGACGCGCUAAGAUCCGUCAUCAUACGUCUGCGGUCUCUCUUCCAAGGCCUGAUGUCCAACAAGGAUUUUCAGCCGAUGUCGAGAUCACAGCGGAACCAGCGGUCGUUCUUCAACCUGUGCCCACGUUGGUAGAGCAGGAACGGCCCAAAGGCAAAAAAGGAUUACUUUUGCCUCCCCAACCUGCUGACACCAUAUCAGGCAAAGCUCCCCACCCUUACUUCAUUCCAUCCAAAUCCCACCUUCGUCGACAAAAACGCAAAGCUCGUAACCUUGCCGGCGGCCUUGGGUCUCUUGAAACUGCAUUGGAGGGUGUGCUUCCUGACGAAGAUCUCAAACCUGCUCAAGUUGUUGCCCUCAAGGAGGAAAAGAGAGUAAAAACGAAGGAGGAGAGAGAAGAAGAAAGAAGGGCACGAUUAGAGAAAGAGAAAGAAAAGAGGAAAAUCGGAAGCGGUAAGGGAAAGACAUUGGGAGAGAAAAAGCGAAAAAACAUCGUCCAGGAAAGUUCGAAGAGGAUUCCAGCCGUGAUGAAACAUCCAGCAUUUCAGCAAAAUCCCUGGGCGGCCAUCAGAGAACAUGUUGGAAACACGAUCGCCCAAAAAGAUCCUUUGGAGAGAGACAAGUGAUCACGGUAUACAUCUUCUAUCCCAGCCAAUGUUUGUUGUAUAAACUACCAUGUAAAGUGUUCCUCUUACCCAGCAACCGACAGACGUGGGCUAUGGCUGAGAUUUCAAGAACUCAAUUUUGACAUAAUUCUAGUGAGAUCGAUGUACAGGCUCAGUAUUGAGCGGACUGGAAACAGCGGAUACUAGGACGCCUGACUGUUAUACCAAUGAGUAGUCUCACAGAGGUGCGGGUCUGACCUUUGAAAAUGUUUAUUAUGUUCUCCCUGUGUAGGAUCACAUAGGCGGGCUCACAGUUAUAACCCAUUUGGCGGAAGAAUCAUAUGUCGGUCCACCACUGGCGACGAUCAGGAAGAUGAAAAGUGAAGGGCACAAUGAUGAGCCAACAAGUGAUCGGAUGGCAUGAGAUGAAUGACGAAAGUGUUAAGGUC